Clarias gariepinus (North African catfish) is the source of this 3496-nucleotide messenger RNA. RefSeq lists its product as uncharacterized. NCBI's taxonomy places the organism in Eukaryota, Metazoa, Chordata, Actinopteri, Siluriformes, Clariidae. Gene Ontology annotation, molecular function: carbohydrate binding. Bases 182 to 3355 code for a protein of 1057 amino acids. The transcript is spliced from 36 exons. The record is from RefSeq and is a predicted model, not a curated record.
UUCAUGGGGUAUUGUCUCAUCUAGCAGAAGAUUUUCUAGACCAAAAUCUUAAAACUACUGACAACCUCAAAGACAGUAAUUUCCAGCAAAUCAAUCUGUCUCACGAACUCCCAAGCUUGAUCCAUUCCAGUGCUUCAGGCCUUGAUGUUUCAUCAUCAUCUAAUACAAAUCCAGCAUCGCAAUGGGCUUCCUGAAGUUUACUCUCUUCAGCUUACUUAUUGCAGCUCCUGGCUCACUUGUUUUUGGAGAUAAUAUGAUCACCUGCUAUAGUGAUGUCCAGCACCUAAGUUGUGCCCAGGGACUGAUAAUAGUGACAUCGACUGUGUACGGCCGUACAGACAGAGUCACCUGCAGUACCAACCGUCCCAAUUCUCAGGUUUCUACUACCACUUGUUCCUCUGCUGUUUCCUCAAUCGCUAAAAGCUGCAAUGGACUACAAGAGUGCGAGGUAAAGACAGAUUUACUUGGUGACUCUGAUCCAUGUGUUGGAACUUACAAGUACUACAAUACCACUUAUCAUUGCUUCAAUGGUUAUCUUAAAGUGAUCUGUGAGCACGGCUACAGUACGCUGGAUUGUGGAAAUAAUGCUAUUCAGAUCAUAAACGCUAACUACGGCCGUACUGAUUCUGUAACCUGUUCAGAAGGGCUUCCCAAUAGGUCGACCCAGAAAACCAACUGUUACGCUUCAAACACUCUCUCGAUCCUGUCGGCACUGUGUAAUGGACAGAAGAAGUGUACUGUAGAAGCUUCAUACACCAUCUAUUCUGAUCCUUGUGCUGGGACUGCUAAAUACCUCACUGUAUCCUACAUCUGCACUAUACAAACUGUGGCUUGUGAAGGCAGUGUGGCUUCGUUGGAUUGUGGUACUCAACGAAUAAUGAUUGUCUGGGCUAACUACGGCCGGACCGAUUCCACGACAUGUUCCACAGGACGACCCAGUAGUCAAGUCUCCAACAAAAACUGCUACUCAUCUAACACCCUAUCUACAGUUUCAUCUGUGUGUGAUGGACAGAACAGCUGCAGUAUCACUGCUUCUAACAGUGUCUUCUCUGACCCCUGCGGUGGUACCUACAAGUACCUGAGUAUUGUGUAUGGCUGUAUCAUGAAAAGGCAUGUUGAUCAAGUGAGAGCUAGAAGGAUAAACAUCGACACAGAGCCAGAUGAAAACAACAGACCACCAGAUGUUUCCAUGAGGAUGCCUGAAAUAAAGUCACUGGAGGUGGACAAUGCUACUGUACAGGAGAGUAAGGAGGUCAUGGACGUGACUGUGCAGGAGUGUGCAGGUUCAGAAACUGUUCAAGGGAGCACACCUUCGACCAAAACACCAGAAAAAUCUGACUUUGAUCGCAACACAUCCAGGAUCACGAUGAUCUUCCUGAAGCUCAGCGUCCUCACCUUCAUUAUAUCAGCUCCUGGCUUAACUGUUUCUGAGGAGAAUAUGAUUACCUGCUAUGGUGAUGUCCAACGCCUCAAUUGUGAGACUGGACUGAUAACAGUGAAGUCUUCUCUGUACGGCCGUACAGACCCUGUCACCUGUAGUACGAAUCGUCCCUCUUCUCAGGUUACUAAUACCAACUGUAAUUUAAGGAUUACCACUAUCGCUAAUAGUUGCAAUGGACUAAAAGAGUGCGAGUUAAAGACGGAUUUACUUGGCGACCCUGAUCCAUGCUUUGGAACCUACAAGUACUACAACACAACGUAUGACUGCAUCGAUGGCCGUAGUGUUGUGAUCUGUGAGGAUGGCUACAGUACACUGCACUGUGGAGACGAUUCGAUUCAGAUAAUAAAUGCAAACUACGGGCGUGCUAACUCCAGAACCUGUUCAAAUGGAAUCCCUGAUGCUCAAACCAAGAACACCAACUGUUACGCUCCAAGCUCUUUCUCAACUGUGACUUCACAGUGUAAUGGAAAGAAGAGAUGUACUGUUAGAGCUUCAAACACUAUCUUUACAGAUCCUUGUUUUGGGACUUCUAAGUACCUCACUGUGUCCUACAUCUGCACUAGGAACAUUGUGACCUGUGAACACGAUACUGCUGCACUGACCUGUGGUUCUCGUUAUUUAAAGAUCAUCAGCUCUAACUACGGUCGAACCGAUCCCACGACAUGUUCUUCAGGCCGACCCCCCAGUCAACUCACCAACACAAAGUGCUACUCUUCUGACACACUUAGUAAAGUUGCUGCUAGAUGUGAAGGAAAGAGCAGCUGUCAGGUUCCUGCUACCAAUGAUUUCUUCUCGGACCCCUGCGUUGGCACCUUUAAGUACCUGAACAUUGUGUAUGCCUGUGGUCAGCAUCCCACUGUUCCCUAUAUUACUGCUGCUGAAAGCAACAUUCCCCCUCCUAUUCCAUUUCCUUCCUUCCUAAUGAUAUACAACGAAUUACUUCUUGUAGCACCUGGCUUACUUGUUUCUGGAGUUGUUUUUUUUUCAGAGAACACAAUUACUUGCUAUGGCGAUGUCCAGCGCCUCACUUGUGACACUGGACUGAUAAUGGUGAAUUCUUCUUUGUAUGGCCGUACUGACAACAGCACCUGUAUUACUGGAAAGCGCCCUGCUCAGGUUGCUAAUACCAGGUGCUCCCUGAGCAUUUCCACUGUUGCUGAUAGAUGUAAUGGACUAAGAGUGUGUGAGCUAAAGACAGAUUUGCUUGGCAACCCUGAUCCAUGUUUUGGAACCUACAAGUACUACAACACCACUUAUGACUGCAUCAGUGGCCGGGUGGUUGUGAUCUGUGAGCAAGGCUACAGCACACUGGACUGUGAAAAUGAUUCCAUUAAGAUCAUAAAUGCAAACUUCGGGCGUCAUGAUUCUUUCACUUGUUCAAAUGGACUCCCCUGUAAUGCAACCCACAACACUAACUGUUACGCUAAAAACACAUCCUCCAUUGUGGCAGCUCUGUGUAAUGGACAGAAAAGAUGCACCUUGGAAGCUUCAUCCACCAUAUUUACAGAUCCUUGCAAUGGAACUUCUAAAUACCUGACCGUGUCCUACAGGUGCACUCCAACUUCUAGGGAAAUUGUGACCUGUGAAGGAAGUACUGCUAAGCUGACAUGUGGUUCUCAGCAUAUAACGAUCAUCAGCGCUAAUUAUGGCCGAACCAGUUCCACCACCUGUUCUUCAGGACGACCUGCCAGUCAAAUCUCUGACACAAAAUGCAAUGCAUCUGAUACACUGAACAAAGUUAAAGCUAGAUGUGAAGGAAAGUGCAGCUGUGAGGUGCCUGCUACCAAUGAUGUCUUCUCUGACCCCUGCUAUGGCACUUAUAAGUACCUGACAGUUGUGUACUCCUGUAAUUACCUAAUAACUCAUGGGAUUCUCUCCUCUGUGGCCUUUCUGCAGUCUGAAAAAAGUAACUAAAUGAGUUUUAAUCAUGCAGAGAUGUGAUUCAGCGCAAAUGCACCUAAAAUGUUCAUGCUAUGUAAUCAAUUAAACUUACUGAUUUACUUUUAUAUGUAAUCACUUCCUCCUAAAGUAAUGCCCCUUAUUAAUGAUUGUGUA